GGCCUGUUUCCGUGCGGUAUCUCUAAACUAAACUAAAUAAACUUAAGUUCUUUCCUAUUUUUAGAUUGUUCAGAAUGCAGGUUAUGGCUAAAAAGUGUUUCUAUGAAAGGGGAAGUUGCCGACUUUCAUGUGAUUACGCUCCCUGUGGCAUGCAAAGGAAGUAAUUGACCAGUGUUGAGGUGAAGUCUGAAUGCUCAGAUACCUGAAACAUUAAAGCAAUUUCUCUCUCCAUUGAGUAAUUCUGCACUUUCUAUUUUAUUUCAGAAUUUCAGUGCCUGAUGUGUUUUGAUUAUCAAUUAAUUACAUUGUGUUGGUGCUGUGAUGAAAGUUAAUUUUGACAACAAAAUUUUACAAAUGUUUGAUUGACUCAAAUGUAACAUUCAAAGGCCACUGGGCUGAUUUAUUCUCAAAAAUACAUGGAAGAUUUACAAAUAUUGGAUGAGCAAAUGGAAGCACGUCCUUAAAUGGACAUCCUGGCAGACCUUAACCAGCCGUUACACUGCUGUGGUUAGAUCUUAAUCACAUCUGAAUCAUCCUGUAAUUAGUAGAGCACUAUACAAACCAGAGUAUAAAAGCCACAAGGAAAAUCCAGGAAACAGAAGUGUCCUGAAUAUCCUUCAGUUGAGAAGAGAAAGAUGAAGUAUUUUUGGUCUCCAGUUUUAUUUGUUUUAGUUCAUGUAACAUGUACUUCUGCUAUUCCGCAACUUUUUGAAGCUGAGAAAUAUGAGAAGGAUCGGCAGUUGGCUGAGACUUACCUGAAGCAAUUCUACAAGCUUGAAGAUCACUCAACACAAAUCAUGGGAAAGUUCAAAACCUACAGAGCAUCAGGUUUAUUAUCAGAGAAGAUUAGGGAAAUGCAAGACUAUUUUGGCCUCAGGGUAACUGGCUCUCUAGAUGCUGAAACUCUGGGAGUCAUGGAAAAGCCUCGAUGUGGAGUUCCUGACGUUGCUGAAUAUAAUCACUUCCCAAGAAAACUGAAAUGGAAACAGAAUAAGUUAACAUACAGAAUCGUGAAUUACACGCCAGAUCUGACAGUAGAAGAGGUAGACAACACUAUUGACCGGGCCUUAAAAGUCUGGAGCGAUGUUUUUCCUUUCACCUUCAACAAACUGAUGAAAGGAGAUGCUGAUUUCAUGAUAUCGUUCGAGAAACGCGAUCACGGGGACAAAUACCCAUUCGAUGGAUCAGGUAAGAUUCUGGCUCAUGCGAUUUUUCCUGGCACAUCCGCUCUAAGUGGCGACGUUCAUUUUAAUGACGACCAAACAUGGACCUUGACCAAAGACAGACCUAACCUUUUCAUUGUUGCGGCUCAUGAAUUUGGCCAUUCACUGGGACUGAGGCACUCAACUAAUUCAUCUGCUCUUAUGAGCAAAUAUUAUCGUUAUGUCGACACCGAUGGGUAUAGCCUCCCAGAGGAAGAUGCCAAACGAAUCCAGGAAUUGUAUGAAAACCUCGAAAACUAUUACUAAAGAACCACAGCAAAAAACGAACAUUUGGAUUAACGAAAUGUGUGUUGUCUUAAGAACUGCAAACAUUUAACUAUCAAAGCAUUAUAAUUUCAGACAGAUUUGAUUAAAUGUGAUUGUUUUGUUAGGGAAAAGGGAAUUAAAUGGUUUAUAAUCUCAAACAUAUUAAAAAAAAUGGCUAAUAUCUUUCUGUGAUGAUUAAUCUUGCAUUCUGAUGUGAAAUAUAUAAAUCAUAAUUUUGGAUUGAAACUGCAUAAAGUGCAUGUCACUGCAGUAUUAAUAUGCUAGAUUUCCAUCGUUUAAAUAAAGUACUAAUAAUAAAGAGCUGCUUCAUAUAUUUUGAUAGUAAUUCAAUUGUUUGCAGAACUGUACCUAAUGCUGUUUUCACAACCAGUGAUUUGGUUCAAGAUAUGAGUAGGGGUUGCUAUAAUUACUGUGCUCCUAAACUGAUAGAUCUGAAUCAGUUAAACAUAUUUCCUGUUCAUACCUUUUACAACUUUAUUAUUGCUGAACAACUUAAAAAUCUAAUCCUAUAUCAUUUGAAAUUAAUACAUGAUUCUUGACAUUGUGCCGAGACGAGAAUUAAAAAUCUUGCAGAUAUUUUAUUGUGUCUUUGUAUU
Molecule: messenger RNA, 2086 nt
Organism: Leucoraja erinaceus (little skate)
Lineage: Eukaryota; Metazoa; Chordata; Chondrichthyes; Rajiformes; Rajidae
Product: collagenase 3-like
Exons: 6
Coding region: 636-1469 (277 amino acids)
Biological process (GO): proteolysis; collagen catabolic process; extracellular matrix organization
Cellular component (GO): extracellular matrix
Molecular function (GO): metalloendopeptidase activity; zinc ion binding
Source: RefSeq, a predicted model, not a curated record